CUCCCUGCGGGGAAAGCCUUUGAAGGAGAAAGAGAAGGGGGGAGCCGUAUGACUCUCCUCCUUCUGCUCCACGGGGAGCCUGUUUCCCUGAACUAUUGUGUGUGAGUGAGUGACGGAGAAAAAGAGAGGAUCCCCAAAGGACGGAAGCGGCGUGCCCUCCGCGUGACUUUCUGCAAGUCCCCUUUUGCACCAGGACCCGGGAAGGCGCGCGAUCUCCGCCUGGUUUCUCCCGGAUGCCGCUUGCACAGCUCGCUCUCCAGGGCAGGUGCAACUCCGGGCAGAGGCUGCCCUGCAAAAGCCUCCAAAGCUGCCCCCGCGGCCGCCAUUUCACCCCAGGUGCCGGCAGGGGGCGCACUCUUGGCUGCCCACUGCCGAGGCCACUGCGCAUGCUCCACUCGGUCUGCGUGGUUGCGUAGUUUCGGGCGCGAGUCGCUCCCUGGGAAUCUGGUGGGGGCGGGCAAGGACGGGUCCGCGACUCAGAUCUUCCACAGGAGAGGGAACGAGGUUCGGUGGGAGCGGGAAACCCGCCCCAUAACGGCUCUUGGCUGUGCAUGGGGGAAAUCCAAGAGUGAGGAGGAGAGAAGGAAGCCCAAAGGAAUCCCCUGCUCGCAUCUUCGGAUUCCUGGAAGACUGGAAGGAUCCUUGGAGAGCCAACGGAGACCAGUUGCCCGGCCGCGCCAGUAGCUGGAGGCUCAGGAUACCUCACUAGUGGACAAAAUGGAGUCACCGUUGUUCACUGAAUCUUCUCCUCCUAUUGAUGGAGCUGAAAGAACUGCUGGAUUCCUGACUCAGAGUCCUGUGUCCUUUGGGGAGGUGGCCAUCCAUUUCAACAGUGAAGAGUGGCUGCUGCUUGAUCCCAACCAGAAAGUCCUGCAUGAAGAAGUCAUGUUGGAAAUGUCUAGGAUCAUGGCUUCUUUAGCAUUUGAUACACAGAAGAAGGGAAAUGACCGGGAGCCAAAUUUAGUGCCAUUGCAAAUAAUCAAAACUGAAAUUCCUGAGGAGACAUCUACAAAUAAUCGGGGAAGGAGAAAACGUGGAAAGAAUCACAAUUGGAGAGAAAAAACUAUUUCUGAAUAUGUGGAAAUGGAUCGUUUCCUGACCCAACAUGAUUCCAAAGAAAGUACGGAGAAAUGUCGAAGUAGAAAAAGAUUCAAAGUAAGCCCUAAUGUUAGUAACCACUACAAAAAUUCAAAAAGUUUCAGCAGUAAUAAUGUUACUUCACAUAAAAAGAUCCAGGCAAGGGAGAAGCCCUACAACGGUGUGGACUAUGGAAAAAGCGUGGGGUGGAGAGAUACUUUAACUUUUCAUGAAAAGAUCCACACUAGAGAAAAGCUCUAUAAGUGCCUGGAGUGUGGAAAGAGCUUCAAGUAUAAAGGCUAUUUGAAAUCCCACAAAAGGAUCCAUAAAAGGAGAAAACCUUAUAAAUGUGUAGAUUGUGGAAAAACGUUCAGUGUGAAGAGUUCCCUUGCUUGCCAUAAAAGGAAGCAUACUGGAAAAAAACCCUAUAAAUGUAUGGAGUGUGGAAAGAGCUUCAGUGUAAAGAGUUCUCUUACUUCUCAUAAACGGAUCCACACAGGAGAAAAACCCUAUAAAUGUCUAGAGUGUAGGAAGACUUUCCACCACAGUAGUCAACUUACUUUGCAUGAACGGAUGCACACAGGAGAAAAACUCUAUAAAUGCCUAGACUGUGGAAAGAGCUUCAGCCAAAGCAGUGACCUUACUACCCAUUUUCGGGUCCACACAGGAGAAAAGCCUUAUAAAUGCAUGGAGUGUGAAAAGAGCUUCAGUGUAAAGAGUUCUCUUACUUCUCAUAAAAGGAUCCACACAGGAGAAAAACCCUAUAAAUGCAAACAGUGUGAGAAGAGCUUCAGCAGUAGUAGAUACUUGAGGAGCCAUAGAAGGAUCCAUUCAGGGAGAAAACCUUAUAAUUGUGUGGAUUGUGGACAAAGGUUCAGUCUGAAGAGUUGCCUUACUUCCCAUAAAAGAGUACAUACUGGAGAAAAACCCUAUAAAUGCCUAGACUGUGGAAAGAGCUUCAGCCAAAGCGGUGGCCUUGCUACCCAUUUUCGGGUCCACACAGGAGAAAAACCCUAUGAAUGCCUAGAGUGUGGAAAGAGCUUCAGUGUAAAGAGUGGUCUUACUUCUCAUAAAAGGGUCCACACAGGAGAAAAACCCUAUAAAUGCCUAGAUUGUGGGAGGGGCUUCAGACUAAGCAGUGGCCUUGCUAUCCAUAAAUUGAUUCACACAGGAGAAAAACCCUAUAAAUGCAUGGAGUGUGGAAAGAGCUUCAGUGUAAAGUGUUCUCUUACUUCUCAUAAAAGGGUCCACACAGGAGAAAAACCCUAUAAAUGCCUAGAUUGUGGGAGGGGUUUCAGCCAAAGCAGUGGCCUUGCUACCCAUAAACGAGUCCACACAGGAGAAAAACCCUAUAAAUGCAUGGAGUGUGGAAAGAGCUACAGAAACAGCAGUUACCUGAACCUCCAUAAACGGUUUCACACAGGAGAGAAACCCUAUAAAUGCAUGGAGUGUGGAAAGAGCUUCAGUGUAAAGAGUUCUCUUACUUCUCAUAAACGGAUCCACACAGGAGAAAAACCCUAUAAAUGUCUAGAGUGUAGGAAGAGUUUCCGCCAAAGUAAUCAACUUAUUUUACAUAACAGGAUCCAUACAGGGGAAAAACCUUAUAAGUGCACAGUCUGUGGAAAGACCUUCGCUGCUAGUGGCCAUCUGAUGUACCAUAAAAGAACCCACACAGGAGAGAAGCCUUAUAAAUGCUUGGAAUGUGGAAAGGGCUUCUGUGAUAACCGUACCCUUACUUCCCAUAACAGGAUUCAUAAAGGAGAGAAAUCAUGUAUGCCAUGAAUUUGGGAAGAGUUUGAGUACAAGCCAGUCCCUUACUUAUCACAUUAAUACCACACAUAGAAGAAAUUGCACUACUGCAAUUAAGUCACCUGUUCCCAUAAGAGGAUCCACAC
Thamnophis elegans (Western terrestrial garter snake) is the source of this 2972-nucleotide messenger RNA. RefSeq names its product zinc finger protein 708-like. The record is from RefSeq and is a predicted model, not a curated record. Gene Ontology annotation, biological process: negative regulation of transcription by RNA polymerase II. The transcript is spliced from 4 exons. The coding region runs from base 718 to 2859 and encodes 713 amino acids. Gene Ontology annotation, molecular function: DNA-binding transcription repressor activity, RNA polymerase II-specific. Lineage: Eukaryota; Metazoa; Chordata; Lepidosauria; Squamata; Natricidae.